Messenger RNA from Trichoderma reesei QM6a, 2089 nucleotides. RefSeq lists its product as uncharacterized. The transcript is spliced from 2 exons. NCBI's taxonomy places the organism in Eukaryota, Fungi, Ascomycota, Sordariomycetes, Hypocreales, Hypocreaceae. Gene Ontology annotation, biological process: potassium ion transmembrane transport. Gene Ontology annotation, molecular function: potassium ion transmembrane transporter activity. Gene Ontology annotation, cellular component: plasma membrane. The record is from RefSeq and is a predicted model, not a curated record. The coding region runs from base 1 to 1851 and encodes 616 amino acids.
AUGGGCUGCCUCAGCCACCGAAAAAAGGAAACCCGGCAGUAUACCGACCAGAAAUGGGACUACAUCAACCUCUCCGACUUCAAGGCCAAGGGAUGCGGCGCCAUCUUCGCCUACAUCACCCUCUGGAUGGGCCUCAUCAUCUCAUUGGCCGUCUACGGAGUUGAUACCUUCACUGCCGUCCAGCUGCUCGUCUUCAACCGAUGGUCGUCCGAGAUCGAGCCCGCAAUUCCCUUGUCCGUCUCCAGGUGGAUCUUUUCCGGCUGCAUCAUCUUGUCCUUUAUCAACCUGGGCUUUGAAUGGGUUCGCGCCGCUCGCAAGAUCAAGCGUGGCAAUGUUGCCGAGGUCUACCUCGACAGUCUGGCUGUGCGCUGGGAGUCGAUCCGUCUCGGAUCUGGCCAGGGGUUCAAGCGCUUCCUCGUUUUUGGAGAGCUCACCAAGAGUAAAAAGGGCGUCGAAUAUAUCGCCUUAUUCACUUAUUUCAGCUUUCAGUCCUGGAUCCGUGUCCUGUUCUGCUCCAGCCCGCGACAGGUUGUCAAUGCCCUGACGCUCAGGUCUGUCUACAUGGCAAAGCUCGCCGUCAGCUCAGACUCUGUCGAGGGCUCACUUUCCGCCUUCUUUGACAAGAUCAAGACGCUCGCGCAGCAAGACUUUCGUCAGGCUGCCAUUCUCGGCGGCAUGUGCUUCACGGUCGUCGUGUGGGUCUUUUCGGCGCUCUACUUGAUCUCCGCCGCCCUCUUCUACGUCUGCUUUCUCUUCCACUGGAUUCCCCGUUCCGAUGGCGGCCUUACGGGCUACUGCGAGCGAAAAGUCAACAGCGCUCUUCUCAAGAUCGUCACCAAGACGGUCAACCAGGCGCUCGCCAAGGGCCAGGCAGACAGGAUGAAGAGAGCCAUGACCGAAAAGGGCGACGCGCACCCUGACGCUUCUCUUCCAACUCUACCCAACGUCAACCGCCUGUUCACGUCGCAACAAGUCGGCGUAACUGCACCGUUACCCGCCUACACUUCGAAUCCAGGAACUCCAGCCGGCGACUUCAAGCGACAGAUGCCCCCGCGCAGCAUGACGGGAGCUUCGACCAUGAGCUACUCCUCGCGGGCUCCGCUCGUUAACUCCGCGGCCGAUAUGGGGUAUACGCACACGCGAUCGGCCUCGCCCGAGAACAUGGCCCCAACCGUGCCAUAUCUGCAGAGGACGGCGACGGGGGGGUCGAUGAGAAGCAAUGGCACUCCACCGGAUCUGAGCCAUAUGCGCAAUGGCUCAAACUCUUCGUACUAUCAGCCGCGCUCCCAAAGCCCUCCGAACAAUGGGCCUCCGCUGGACAUGAGCCAUACACGCGCUGGCUCAAUAUCGUCGUCAUAUUAUCAGCAGCCUUAUUCUCAAAGCCCGGCGAGCAUGGGCCCAGCGACUGCGUCACCAAUGUAUACGCCGGCCGCAAGGCCCAUUCCGCCGCGUGCCGACUUCAACAACUAUGGUCAGAGCAUGCAAGACGACAACCGAUCUUUGCGUGGCCCGCCACCGCGGUCGUACACCUUUAACAAUGAGGGUCGAUCCAGCCCAGCGCCUUCCGCGGCGGGUUCGUCAUAUUCCAGAGCGCCUCAGCCGCUUGUGAGAAGCGCGACAAAUCAGGUUCCUCUGCGAGGACUGCGGUUCGCUCCUCAGAGGCAAAUGACUGAGCCCAUGUCCGGUUCUACGCCGACUGAGAGCUAUUACAGCGGAACUGGACCACGGAUGCCGCCAAACCGACAGCUAUUGCGUCAAAGCUCACAGGACUUUCAUCAGCCCCAGAUCCAGGCUCCGUAUGGGGCCAGCUAUAGGUACGAUGUUGAGGCGCAAAACGAUGGUAGAUAUUAGAGAUAGACUGCCUGUUAAUCUGUCCGACCGGUUCGGAACUGAAAACUCUCUCUUCUUCUUGACCGCGAUUUUCACCACGAUCUACGAUACAUGUAAGGCGCAAAAAUAGGGCUGAGACGAGGGAUCUGCGGACAAUAUACCCAAGUGACAGGAUUGGGUUGGGUAAAGGUAUAAUAUCAAGAAAGGCGAAAUGGAGCGAAUCUGCUGUACUAUCACAACAAGAGGAACCUUAGUGAAC